Molecule: messenger RNA, 808 nt
Organism: Phragmites australis (common reed)
Lineage: Eukaryota; Viridiplantae; Streptophyta; Magnoliopsida; Poales; Poaceae
Product: early nodulin-like protein 17
Exons: 2
Coding region: 109-612 (167 amino acids)
Cellular component (GO): plasma membrane
Molecular function (GO): electron transfer activity
Source: RefSeq, a predicted model, not a curated record
GGCGCCCCACUCCCAGCUCAGUCACAUCACAUCGCCCAUUCACACUGCCCCUCCCCGCUCCAUCAGCUCGGCUCAAGCAAAGACAAGAAACGCCCAAGGGAAGGAGUAAUGGGCCGGGGGAGGGUGGCGGCUGCGCUUCUGCUGGCGCUGGCGGCGUGCGCUGCGCUGCCGGCGACGACGACGGCGAACAAGAUCAGCAUCAACUGGAAGCCCAACACCAACUACUCCGACUGGGAGCAGCAGCACAGCCCCUUCUACAAGGGCGACUGGCUCGUGUUCUACUACACGGCGGGGCAGGCGGACGUGGUGCAGGUGGACGAGGUCGGGUACAACAAGUGCGACGCGUCCCACGCCAUCUACAACUACAGCAAGGGCCGCAGCUUCGCCUUCGAGCUCAACGAGACCAAGACCUACUAUUUCAUCUGCAGCUACGGUUACUGCUACGGCGGCAUGCGCCUCGCCAUCAAGUCCCAGAAGCUGCCGCCGCCGUCCCCGCCGCCCUCCAGCGACAGGUCCGGCGCCGUCACCGGCCUCGUCUCCUUCGCCAGAUCCCACGCGCCGCUCCUCUACGCCGCCGUCGCGGUACUCGCCGCGCUCCUCAGGGUGGUCUAGGAAGAUCUAGCCAGUACUUCCUUCAGUUCGUUUGUUCAAUUUGCAGUUUUUCCCCCUCCCUAUAGAGUGUGUGCGCGCGUUUGGGUUAAUGGUCUCUGCAGAGUAGUAGCAGUGGUAGUACCGAGUCUUGUGUUGGGUUGAUUGUGUGGAUUUGCGGAAGCGAUUGAUUUAUCAAGUGUGAAGAACUUUACUUCAA